AUGGCGAUGGACGACAACGAGAGUUGCGGGAGCAGAGCGAUGGAGCCCUUGUCGCCCAAGCAAAAUCGGCUACAGAGGCAGAAGAAUGAAGUGUUUAACCAAGUGCUUAGUAGACUACAGGAUUUGAAUCUCCAAGAGGUUAAACUCCCUGGCUUUGAAGACCAGCUUUGGCUUCACUUUAAUCGCCUCCCUGUUCGUUAUGCAUCGGAUGUAAAUGUGGAAAGAGCAGAAGAUGUGCUCAUGCACAAGAGGUUGCUGGACAUAGCGGAGGAUCCUGAGAAUAGACCUGCCUUUGAUGUCCGCCUUGUGCAGGUUCAGCCUAUGUACACUGGAACGUCAACCAAUACUGUUGAUGUAGAUCCUUCAGUUAAUGAAGAAAUCCCAAGCAUUCAUCCUCCUCCAACUUUUGGUUCAUCACCAAAUCUUCAAGGCCUUGAAAUUCAUGAUGAUAAAGCUCAUGUGAAUCAUGGAGAUAGUGAUAUCAAUUCAACUUCGCGGACAACCAGGCCAAUGCACGAGAUUACUUUUUCAACUAUUGACAAGCCAAAAACGCUCACUCAGUUGACCAAUAUAAUAUCUGAGAUUGGUCUGAACAUUGAAGAGGCCCAUGUUUUUUCAACUACUGAUGGUUUCUCCUUGGAUGUCUUUGUGGUUGAUGGAUGGCCGUAUGAGGAGACGGAGUUGCUUAAGAGUGAGGUGCAAAAGGAAGUUAUGAGGAGCAAGGAGCAGCCACAAGUCCUGCCUCCAAUCAGUGAACCAGGUCAAACAUCUGAAUCAGGCUCCGAUAGUGUAAAAAUACCUACUGAUGGAUCUGAUGACUGGGAAAUUGAUAUCCGCCUGCUGAAAUUUGAAAAUAAAGUAGCAUCUGGGUCAUUUGGAGAUCUGUAUAAAGGUACAUACUGUAGCCAGGAAGUGGCUAUAAAAGUUCUCAAGCCUGAAAAUUUGAAUAUGGAUAUGGUAAAAGAGUUCUCUCAAGAGGUCUUUAUCAUGAGGAAAAUUCGGCACAAAAAUGUUGUUCAAUUUAUAGGGGCAUGCACACGACCUCCCAACCUGUGCAUCGUGACAGAGUUCAUGACCAGAGGAAGCAUCUAUACUUUUUUGCACAAGCAAAGAGGUGCUUUUAAGCUUCCUACUCUCCUGAAGGUUGCAAUUGAUGUUUCUAAGGGAAUGAGUUAUCUGCACCAAAAUAACAUAAUUCAUCGUGAUCUGAAGACUGCCAAUCUUCUGAUGGAUGAACAUGGAGUUGUUAAGGUUGGUGACUUUGGGGUUGCUAGAGUGCAGACUCAAACUGGGGUGAUGACAGCUGAAACUGGAACGUAUAGAUGGAUGGCUCCUGAGGUGAUUGAACACAAACCGUAUGACCACAAGGCUGAUGUUUUCAGCUUUGGUAUAGUGCUGUGGGAACUUCUGACUGGAGAAAUUCCAUAUGCAUACUUAACACCAUUACAAGCAGCAAUAGGUGUGGUGCAACAGGGUCUACGGCCAACAAUUCCUAAGAGCACUCAUCCAAAGCUUGCUGAACUUCUUGAAAAAUGCUGGCAGCAAGACCCAACACAGAGACCAGAUUUCUCGGAGAUUUUGGAUAUUCUGAAGCAACUAACAAAGGAGGUUGGAGAUGAUGGAGAGGACAGACACAAGGACAAAUCAAUCGGUGGCUUUUUCUCGUCUCUUAGAAAGGGCAAUCACUGA
Messenger RNA from Solanum lycopersicum (tomato), 1689 nucleotides. RefSeq names its product Hop-interacting protein THI135. Gene Ontology annotation, molecular function: ATP binding; protein kinase activity. Lineage: Eukaryota; Viridiplantae; Streptophyta; Magnoliopsida; Solanales; Solanaceae. Gene Ontology annotation, biological process: protein phosphorylation; signal transduction. Gene Ontology annotation, cellular component: cytoplasm. The record is from RefSeq and is marked provisional.